AUGGACCCUACUCUCACUGUCAAUUCUAAGGCGUUAAGCCCUUGGAAUACCGCCGAAGUUGGUUACUUCUACCCUGAAAAUGACGCCUUGAAGCAUAUCGAGACUGGAGACAAUCAUAUCAUCAUAUUUCACAACGCAGAGGCCUUUGUCAGUCACCUCCAUGGCAUCGCUAUCUUCAAAACAGAGGCUGUAGUUCGAGCCAACGUCCACUCAUGUUUGCGUGAAGUUGCCCUGGAGUGGUACAUUACGGAGUUAACCCACCCUGAAAGAGAAGAGCUUCGCAACCUUCCACUUGAUCAAGGGUGGUUCAUGCAAAUUUUGUUACGGUUCAACCCGUCCCCCAAAAUAGCCCGAUUUAGAUAUGAAACUGCCAACUUUUACAACAGGAACCCUUUCCGAAUGGCCUACAAUUUGAUUCGAGAUGGCCAUGCAGCUGGUGUCCACGACUUGACUGAACAUUUGUGUCAGAUCUGGCGCUGUCUCGAUACAUCGGUUUCAAACGUGUGCUUUCUGGAACAAACCGGCUACAAAGGCCUACUUAUUCAGCCUGGACCUGGGGAUGUCUUGUCGAUUUUCCAUCGGGAACUCAAUCACCGGAUUAUGGAUUUCGCAAUUAAAAUGCAAGAUUAUGAUGCUGUUGUUGAGGAUGACCCUUAUCUUUUCCGCGAGUGGUGCCGGGACCCUCUAAGAUGGUCGAACGUCGUUGCGAAUUACUCGUACAAGAUUAACAGCUUUCAAUCAACUGCGACACAGAAUGCGGGAUUCAGGCUCGAGAUCUGA
This is a messenger RNA of Penicillium malachiteum, 780 nucleotides long. RefSeq lists its product as uncharacterized. The record is from RefSeq and is a predicted model, not a curated record. The transcript has a single exon. NCBI's taxonomy places the organism in Eukaryota, Fungi, Ascomycota, Eurotiomycetes, Eurotiales, Aspergillaceae. The coding region runs from base 1 to 780 and encodes 259 amino acids.